AUGACAACAACUAACAACAAUGACAAUCAACCAAUAGAAAAGAUAAGAAACUUUAUCAAUGGAGAGUACAGAGAUCCAAUCGAUUUAAAGUAUUUGGAUAAUUAUAAUCCUUCAAUUGGUAAAGUUUAUAGUUUAGUACCAGAUUCAAAUAAAAAGGAUAUAGAUUUGGCUGUUGAAGCUGCUAAAAAGGCAUUCCCAACAUGGAGUCGUACUACUGUCAAAGAAAGAUCGGCUGUAUUAACAAGAAUUGCAAAUUGUUUAGAAAAGAGAUUAGAAGAAUUUGUAAUUGCAGAAUCUAGAGAUCAAGGUAAACCACAACAACUUGCAAGAGGAUUGGAUAUACCAAGAUGUGUUGAUAAUUUUAGAUUCUUUGGUGGAUUGAUUCUUUAUGAAAAGGAGAAUGCCUAUAUGCAGGAUACACCAAUACGUGCCAUCAACUAUACACACAAACGUCCUGUUGGUGUGUGUGGUUUGAUCAGUCCUUGGAACUUGCCUUUAUAUCUGUUGACUUGGAAGAUUGCACCUGCCAUUGCCGUCGGUAACACUUGUGUAUGCAAGCCAAGCGAGAUUACACCCUACACUGCUUAUUUGUUGGGCCAAGUGUUGAAUGAAGCUGGUGUGCCACCAGGUGUUGUAAAUAUAGUAUUUGGAAAUGGACCAAAUGCAGGUAGUGCUUUGGUCGAACACAAAGAUGUACCAUUAAUCUCGUUUACUGGUGGCACAGUGACAGGUGAACGUAUUGCAAAGAUGGCACCACUUAAAAAGAUGUCACUCGAGUUGGGUGGCAAGAACCCAGCUGUUAUAUUUGAAGAUUGCAACUGGGAAGAGACAUUGUCCACAUCAGUUCGUUCAUCAUUCAACAAUCAAGGAGAGAUUUGUCUGUGCAACUCUAGAAUCUAUGUUCAACAGAGUAUCUAUGACCGAUUUGUCAAAGAGUUUGUUGAACGUUCUAAAAAGUGGAUUGUUGGUGACCCAACUUGUCCAAAUACAAAUAUGGGUGCGCUCGUCUCUAAAGAGCAUCUUGCAAAGAUCGAGUACUAUGUAGAGUUGGCACGUCAAGAAGGUGGAAAGAUCGAACUCGGAGGACAACGUAGCCAUGUUACUUGGGGAGACCAAUACAAGGAUGGAUACUUUUACCAACCAACCAUUAUCACUGGACUCGCCAACAAUAGUCGUGUCAUUAUGGAAGAGAUUUUCGGCCCAGUUGUCACCAUCACCCCAUUCAAAGAUGAAGCAGAGGCAGUUGAAUUGGCCAACAGUGUGCAAUACGGUCUAUCCUCUUCAGUGUGGACACAAGACAUUACACGUGCACAUCGCAUAGCCGAACAAAUUCAAAGUGGUAUUGUUUGGAUUAAUUGUUGGAUGAUCAGAGAUCUUAGAACUCCAUUUGGUGGUCAAAAACAAAGUGGUAUAGGUCGUGAAGGUGGAGAAUAUAGUAUAGAUUUCUAUACUGAAAUUAAAAAUAAUACGAUACGAUUUUAUAAUAAUAAUAAUAAUAAUAAGGUUGAUUUGAUUCUUUCCCCUUUUAAUUCAGUGCCUAUAUUUGUUGUGGGAGACCUAAACUAUCUAACAAAUGUAGGUACUGAAUUGAAAGGGGAUGGUUGUUGCCAACGACCGUGUCGUCAUCUUUAUAAAAGAAUAAGAAUGUUGGAGAAAGAGUUAUUUACAAGAGUAUUUAGUAAUGUAGUAUUAAAGAAAGAGAUCAUAUCAUUGGUGUAUUGGGUCAAUCGAAGAAGGAAUGCUGAGAGACUAUGUUACAAAUGGUCGACGAUCAUGGACAGUGCAGAGUUACUUGCAUUCUUUAAACUUGAUGAUAUAGUACUCAAGAGAAUAGAAGAGUUUGAGAGGAAUGUUAUCAAACCUGGUGGUGGUGGUGGUGGUAGUGGUAGUUUGACUGGUUCGUCGGGUAGUUCUAUGGGUAUUACAGAGAACAGUCAUAUGCUUCAGUUUGCAUGUCAAGGUGCCGCGCGAGGGGGUAACCUCGUGUUACUCCAAAGAAUAGUAAUGCUCUAUCCUGCAUCGACUAUAGCUUGGUUGGGAUCGUUUGUUGAUCAAGCAUUGAUUGGAGGUCAUAUGGAUGUUAUUCGGUAUUUCAGAGACCAUUGUCAUCCAUCUGCUAUUGCAUCGGGUGCACUCCCACCACAUCCCUACAAGACCAAUAUUGGAACGUCGUUUGAUCUAACUCAAUGUCUUCAACAAGAUGAAGAAAAGGUUUUAGAGAUCAUUACAUAUCUCUCUAAACAAGGACACAGCUUUAUAUCUGAACCAAUCAUAGCAGCUGCCAUCAAAGGUUAUCUCAAAGUAAUCCAAUUGAUCGAAUCAAAAUCACCACCAAAUAAGAUUAGAUAUGAUAAUGCAAUGGAUUUGGCAGCAGAGAAUGGUCAUUUACAUAUUGUACAAUAUUUACAUGAAAGAAAAAAGCUAUCACAAAGUGAUGGAUCGGAAACAAAAGAUAAUGUUAUUUUAUGUAAUACAGCAGCUAUGAAUAUGGCUAGCAGAGGUGGGCAUUUACAUGUAAUACAAUUCUUACAUUUCAAUAGGACUGAGGGUGCAUCUACUUCAGCGGUCGAUGAAGCUGUCAGACACGGUCACGCCAAUGUAGUGGAGUUUCUUUUGGCCAAUCGAACUGAAGGUUAUAGAGACGCAUUUCACAUACUCAUUGCCAAGGGACUCCAACACCCAUGUUUUCAAAUGAUACACAGAUAUACACCAGUCUACAACAAGCGACCUCGGUUGCUAGAGUUGGCAACUGAAAAGGGUGAUUUAGAGAUGAUCAAAUUCCUUCAUUUCAACAGACACAAAGAUCAACUUGGUGAUUCUAUCGAUCUUGCAUGUCAACAUAAUAAUAUGCAAGUACUUGAAUUUUUACAAAGUCAUAGAACUGAAAGUGCAACUAUUAAAUCAUUAAAUUGGGCAUCAAGACAUGGGAAUAUUAAAAUGUUACAACUCCUCGUCAAACAUUAUACACCCAAGAUCAAUGUGUCAAUGUACGAUGAGUAUGGAAUAUUUGUAAAAGAUGAGACACUGGUGAUGGCUGCCAUACACGGUCGAUUUGAUAUGGUUCGGUAUCUUUGGCAAGACAGAUACGACUUUGUAAAAGGUCAAAGAGCAGAAGCUAUUCUUGAAGCGUCGUUAACCUCUGCCGGGCAACACACUCACGGCUACACCGAGCACCAGAAAUCGAUCAGACCUCUCAUUGUAAAAUAUCUGUCUGAACAAGUCUUGGAUACCACUGAUGCUGACGGUGCACUCUCCUAA
Molecule: messenger RNA, 3258 nt
Organism: Cavenderia fasciculata
Lineage: Eukaryota; Evosea; Eumycetozoa; Acytosteliales; Cavenderiaceae
Product: aldehyde dehydrogenase
Exons: 7
Coding region: 1-3258 (1085 amino acids)
Molecular function (GO): oxidoreductase activity, acting on the aldehyde or oxo group of donors, NAD or NADP as acceptor; protein binding
Source: RefSeq, a predicted model, not a curated record